Messenger RNA from Nicotiana attenuata, 3422 nucleotides. RefSeq names its product receptor-like protein kinase HSL1. The record is from RefSeq and is a predicted model, not a curated record. The coding region runs from base 226 to 3177 and encodes 983 amino acids. Gene Ontology annotation, molecular function: receptor serine/threonine kinase binding; protein kinase activity; ATP binding. The transcript has 3 exons. Lineage: Eukaryota; Viridiplantae; Streptophyta; Magnoliopsida; Solanales; Solanaceae. Gene Ontology annotation, biological process: protein phosphorylation.
UUUCCCAAAAACUCAUUUUUCUUCCCUCAGUCCUAUAGGCCACUGCCUCAUCCACCCACCCCUAAACUAAAGUAGAAAACAACAAAAGCCACAUUCUUCUCUCAUCUCUUUUCUCACAAAUUCCCUCCAAAAUUUACAUUACUUAGCAACACUCAUUUCACCAUUUUUAUAUGAUACUAGUAUAACAUAAACAAUUAAACAUCUUUUCUCUUUGCAUGAAAAGCCAUGCAACUAUUCAUCUUCUUUUUGAGUAGUCUGCCUUUCAUAUUUGCUUUAAAUCAAGAUGGGCUAUAUCUGCAAAGACUGAAACUUUCUCUUUCCGACACAGAAGGUGCAUUUUCUUCUUGGUCUGAACAUGAACUUACCCCCUGUAACUGGACAGGUGUCACCUGUAACGACGCGCCGUCUCCCUCCGUUAUCGCCGUUAAUCUCUCCGGCGCUUCUCUAGCCGGACCCUUCCCUAUAUUCCUCUGCCACCUCACUUCACUUUCAUCCCUCUCUCUUUCCAAUAAUCUUAUCAACUCUAGUCUUCCUCUUUCUAUUUCUGAAUGUCGUAGCCUCACUUACCUUGACCUUUCUCAGAAUCUCCUCGGCGGCCCUAUUCCUGAAACAAUUGCUCAUCUCCCUUACCUCAGAUACCUUGAUCUUAGCGGGUGCUAUUUUACGGGAGAUAUUCCGGCAAGUUUCGGAAAAUUCCAGCGACUGGAGACUCUUAUACUGACUGAAAAUGUUCUUACCGGUAAAGUUCCUGCUAUUUUAGGUAAUGUAACGAGUCUCAGGACAAUUGAACUCGCUUACAACCCAUUUGCACCGAGCCAGUUUCCUCCUGAACUUGGUAACUUGACGAAUCUUGAGACAUUAUGGCUAAGUAUGUGUAAUCUUGUUGGUUCAAUUCCACUUAGUAUUGAGAAAUUGAGUCAAUUGACUAAUUUUGAUGUGUCCAAUAAUAGACUCGUUGGAUCGAUACCAAGUACAAUUUUCCAGCUUAAUAGUAUUGUCCAAAUUGAGCUGUACAAUAAUUCCCUUACUGGAUUUUUGCCUAGUGGAUGGUCUAACUUGACGAGAUUGAGAAGAUUCGAUGUGUCAACUAACAAGUUAAAUGGGACUAUUCCUGAUGAGUUGUGUGAAUUGUCACUUGAGUCACUCAAUUUAUUUGAGAAUCAAUUUGAUGGUUUAUUUCCAGAAAGUAUAGCUAAGUCUCCUAAUUUAUAUGAGCUCAAGUUAUUCUCUAACAGAUUUUCAGGGUCAUUGCCUAGUGAACUAGGAAAGAACUCAGCUUUACAGUAUCUUGAUGUUUCGUACAACAGAUUUUCGGGUAAAUUCCCUGAAACUUUGUGUGAAAUGGGAGCUUUAGAGGAUCUUAUAGUAAUAUACAAUUCGUUCUCCGGGAAUAUUCCAGCUAGUCUUGGCAACUGCCGGAGUUUGAGACGUGUCAGGUUUCGGGGUAAUCAGCUAUAUGGGGAAGUCCCUACUGAGUUUUGGAGUUUGCCUCAGGUUUAUCUUUUAGACCUUUUUGGCAAUGCAUUUUCAGGGAAUAUAUCACACAUGAUUUCUGGUGCCAAAAACUUGUCUAACUUACAAAUUUCAAGAAACAGAAUCUCAGGGGUUAUACCUAGUGAAAUAGGAAAAUUGAAGAAUUUAGUUGAGUUUUCCGCGAGUCAUAAUGAGCUAACGGGAGAAAUUCCAGGCACACUAGUGCAUCUAGGUCAGUUAGGAACUCUCGAUCUUAGUUUCAAUGAGUUAUCAGGGGAAAUCCCCUUGGGAAUUCACACAAUGAAGCAACUAAGUGAGCUUAACUUGGCUAACAAUGGGUUUUCGGGGAAAAUUCCAGAUGAAAUUGGGACUUUGCCAGUGCUUAAUUAUCUUGACCUUUCUGGGAAUUACUUCUCGGGUGCAAUUCCACUCAGCCUGCAAAGCCUGAAGCUUAAUAAGCUAAAUUUGUCAAAUAAUCGGCUGUCCGGGACUGUUCCUGCAUUUUUUGAUAAAGGUGUUUAUAGACAUAGCUUUUCAGGAAACCCAAGUUUGUGUCAAGGUGUUGCUGGUCUUUGUACUGCAAAAGGUGGAGGAAAGCGUGAACGAUACCUGUGGGCAUUGAGAGCUAUCUACACAGUUGCUGGCUUUGUUUUUCUUGUUGGGAUUGUUAUGUUCAUUUGGAAGUACCAGAAGUUCAAGAAAAUUAAGAAAGGAAUCACUAUAUCAAAGUGGACAUCAUUCCAUAAGCUCGGAUUCAGUGAACUCGAAAUACCUUAUGGCCUAGAUGAAGCUAAUGUAAUAGGAAAUGGAGCUUCAGGAAGAGUUUACAAAGCUGUCCUAAGCAAUGGUGAGGCAGUAGCAGUUAAGAAGCUAUGGGAGAGAUCAGUUAAAGAUGAAACCAGUUUUGGUGCUCUUGAGUCUAAUAAAGACGAGUUUGAAAUGGAAGUUGAAACUCUGGGUAAAAUUAGGCACAAGAAUAUUGUGAGAUUGUGGUGCUGUUGUGAUACUGGGGUUAGCAAGCUCUUGGUAUAUGAGUACAUGCCGAAUGGAAGUUUGGGUGAUUUGCUGCACAGUUGCAAGUCCAAAUUGUUGGAUUGGCUGUUGAGGUUCAAGAUAGCUUUGGAUGCAGCUGAGGGGCUCUCUUAUUUGCACCAUGAUUGUGUUCCUCCAAUUGUUCACCGAGAUGUUAAGUCAAACAACAUAUUACUGGAUGGUGAGUUUGGAGCCAAAAUAUCAGAUUUUGGUGUGGCAAAAAUUGUUAAAGCAGCCAGCAAAGGUGGUGCCGAAUCCAUGUCUGUGAUUGCUGGUUCCUGUGGUUACAUUGCACCAGAGUAUGCAUAUACUCUUCAUGUGAAUGAAAAGAGCGACAUUUAUAGCUUUGGAGUGGUCAUUUUGGAGCUGGUGACAGGUAGAAGACCAGUUGGUCCAGAGUUUGGGGAGAAAGAUCUAGCUACUUGGGUACGCACCACCUUGAACGAGAAAGGAGUUGAUCAGUUGCUCGACCCAAAUUUGAAUUCCAGCUUCAAAGACCAUAUAUGCAAGGUUCUUGAUAUUGGUCUAUGUUGUCUUAACCACAUUCCAGCUAAUCGCCCCUCAAUGCGUAGAGUGGUGAAAAUGCUCCAGGAAUCAGUUCCUUAUAAUGUGCCAGGGAUGGUAAACAAGAACGGUAAACUUCCCCCUUACUUUUUUCCGAAGUCAGUCUAGUUAGAUCAAGUAAUAGAGCAGUAAUGUGUCCUGUCAACAAUUGGAAAGGAAGAAACUGCAUAAUGAAAACUAAGUAGUCUUAUCUAGAAUUAAGCAUCUUGUACUCUUUGGAUUCUGUACUCCUUUAUGAUUCUAUUCGAUCAAAAAAUACCAGGUAGGGUAUUGAAAGUUCUGGCUUUUUGACUAAAUUCUAAUACUAAGUAAAUUAUUCUUAUUUAAUGUUAAGUUUGUUCUGCUUCCUUCCA